GGCCACAACGGGCCGCUCAGUGUUCGCAGGCUCCGACCAGGCCGCCAACACCAGUAAGCUACAAGGAGGAGGUUUACCACUGCCUGUGCUACUACUACCGGCGCGACUUCCCAGCCUGCAACGUAGGGCGCAGCAAGGGCCUGACGCUGAGCGAGCAGGCGCUGCACACCAAGCGGUUGUCGCCGGGCGGGCACAAACAGAUGGUCAGGCAAAAGCUCCUCAAUGGCCACUGCAAGCCAGCUAGCUCCGGCUGCAGCCGUUGCCGCACACUCGCCUCACCUGAGCCUGGACAGUCAAGGUGACGUGAUCCGGCCCCUGUGGAAGCAGGUGGAGUUGCUCUUCAACACAAGAUACGGAACCUCCGGGGAGCUGGGUUGGCUGAGGCCGAUCAAAAUUGAGCCAGAGGAUCUGGACAUCAUUGCAGUCACUGUCCCAGACCCCUCUCCAACAUCUGGGGAAAUGACAGACUCGAUGCCUGGGCACCUGCCAUCGGAGGACCCUGGUUAUGGGAUGGAGAUGCUGACAGACAGUCAAGAUGACGUGAUCUGGCCCCUGCGGAAGCAAGUGGAGCUGCUCUUCAACACAUGAUAUGCCAAGGCCAUUGGCAUCUCGGAGCCCGUCAAGGUGCUGUACUCCAAGUUUCUGAUGCACCUGGAGGAGCUGUUUGUGGUGGGGUUGUCUGAAGGCAUCUCCCUCCGCAGGCCCAGCUGCUUCGGGAUCGCCAAGCUCUGGAAGAUUCUGGAGGCCAGCAACAGCAUCCAGUUUGUGAUCAAGAGACCCUUUGCAGAAAUCUGCAACGAUGCCAAGGUGCCAGUUGAGUCGGAGGUGAGGAAGCCACCCUUCUGCCCCAUGGGGACUACAGACUGUUCCUUUUGAAAAAAGGUAGAGCCGGGUGCAGUGGCUCAUGCCUAUAAUCCCAGCACUUUGGGAGGCAAGCAGAUCACUUGAGGUCAGGAGUUCAAGACCAGCCUGAGCAACAUAGUGAAACCCCAUCUCUACUAAAAAUACAACAAUUAGCUGGGCGUGGUUGUGGGCACCUGUAAUCCCAGCUACUUGGGGGACUGAGGCAGGAGAAUUGCAUGAACCCGGGAGGCAGAGGUUGCAGUGAACUGAGUUCACGCCCCUGCACUCCAGCCUGGGCGACAGAGCAAGACUCCAUCUCAAAAAAAAAUGAAAAAGACAGAGACACCAGGAGUUGGAGGCUGCAGUGAGCUAUGAUUGUACCACUGCACUGCAGCCUGAGCAACAGAGCAAGACCCUGUCUCUAAAAAAAAAAAUUUAAUAAAUUUUUUAAAAGCAAAGAUAGAUGUGGUCCAGGUGGGCAUGCAAUAGAUGGCUUACCACCUUGAAAAAAAUAUAGCCCCUCUCCACCCUGGUGCCUCCCCAGGGAGCCUGAGGUCUCCAUGAAUGAGGACAGGUAUCCCCAAGAGGCCCCUGGAAACCUGCAGGUGCCCUGCAGAGGGGAGGCCCUGCCAUAGCACCAAUGAGUGUAUGAGGUCAGCUAGAAGGACAAGAGGCAGGCUGGGCCUCAGGGAGGAUCAUGGGGGCCUCCUGGGUACCAGACGGGUAGCAUGUGACCGACAGGGGUAAGGCAGGCGGGCACUGCCAGAGACUGGCUGGACCCCGUCCGUUCUGCUGGCAUCUGCAGGGCAUACAGAACCUUUCACCAGGCACCUGGGGGCCCCCUGGCAUGAUGGUUCCGAUUAAGGUGUAUGAUGGGACUCGGGAGAAAUUACUCUCCCCCUCCCCCUCCCCCUCCCCUCCCCCUCCCCUCCCCCUCCCCCUCCCCCUCCCCUUUCUUCGGUGUCCCUCUCCUUCUUUUUUCGGUCUCCCUCUGUUGCCGAAGCUGGACUGUACUGCCGUGAUCUCGGCUCGCUGCAACCUCCCUGCCUCGGGCUCCUGUGACUCUCCUGCCUCGGCCUGCCGAGUGCCUGGGAUUGCAGGCGCGCGCCGCCAUGCCUGAAUGGUUUUUGUAUUUUUGGUGGAGACGGGGUUUCGCCGGGUUGACCGGGCUGGUCUCCAGCUCCUGGCCUCGAGUGAUCUGCCUGCCUCGGCCUCCCGAGGUGCUGGGAUUGCAGACGGAGUCUCGCUCACUCAAUGCUCAAUGGUGCUCAGGCUGGAGUGCAGUGGCGUGAUCUCGGCUCACUACAACCUCCACCAACCAGCCUCCUGCCUUGGCCUCUUAAAGUGCUAAGAUUACAGCCUCUGCCCCGCCGCCACCCCGUCUAGGAAGUGAGGAGCGUCUCUGCCUGGCCGCCCAUCGUCUGGGAUGUGAGAAGUCCCUCUGCCCGGCCGCCCCGUCUGGGAAGUGAGGAGCGCCUCUGCCCAGCCGCCAUCCCGUAUAGGAAGUGAGGAGCGUCUCUGCCCGGCCGCCCAUCGUCUGGGAUGUGAGGAGCGCCUCUGCCCGGCCACCCUGUCUGGGAAGUGAGGAGCGCCUCUGCCCAGUCGCCCAACGUCUGGGAAGUGAGGAGCGCCUCUGCCCGGCCGCCCUGUCUGGGAGGUGAGGAGUGCCUCUGCCCGGCUGCCACCCUGUCUGGGAGGAAGUGAGGAGCACCUCUGCCCGGCUGCCCCAUCUGGGAGAUGAGGAGCACCUCUGCCCGGCCGCCCCGUCUGGGAGGUGAGGAGCACCUCUGCCUGGCCGCCACCCCAUCUGGGAGGAAGUGAGGAGUGCCUCUGCCCGGCUGCCCCAUCUGGGAAGUGAGGAGCGCCUCUGCCCGGCCGCCACCCCAUAUGGGAAGUGAGGAGUGCCUCUGCCUGGCCACCCCGUCUGGGAGGUGAGGAGCGCCUCUGCCCGGCCGCCCCGUCUGGGAGGUGAGGAGUGCCUCUGCCCGGCCGCCACCCCGUCUGGGAGGAAGUGAGGAGCACCUCUGCCCGGCUGCCCCAUCUGGAAGAUGAGGAGCACCUCUGCCCGGCCGCCCCGUCUGGGAGGUGAGGAGCGCCUCUGCCUGGCCGCCACCCCGUCUGGGAGGAAGUGAGGAGCGCCUCUGCCUGGCUGCCCCAUCUGGGAAGUGAGGAGCACCUCUGCCCGGCUGCCCCAUCUGGGAAGUGAGGAGCGCCUCUGCCCGGCCGCCACCCCGUCUGGGAAGUGAGGAGCGCCUCUGCCCGGCCGCCCCGUCUGGGAAGUGAGGAGCGCCUCUGCCCGGCCGCCCCGUCUAGGAGGUGAGGAGUGCCUCUGCCCGGCUGCCACCCCGUCUGGAAGUGAGGAGCACCUCUGCCCGGCUGCCCCGUCUGGGAGAUGAGGAGCACCUCUGCCCGGCCGCCCCGUCUGGGAGGUGAGGAGCGCCUCUGCCUGGCCGCCACCCCAUCUGGGAGGAAGUGAGGAGCGCCUCUGCCCGGCUGCCCGGUCUGGGAAGUGAGGAGCGCCUCUGCCUGGCCGCCCCCUCUGGGAAGUGAGGAGCGCCUCUGCCCGGCCGCCCCGUCUGGGAGGUGAGGAGCGCCUCUGCCUGGCUGCCACCCCGUCUGGGAGGAAGUAAGGAGCGCCUCUGCCCGGCCGCCACAUCUGGGAGGUGAGGAGCGCCUCUGCCUGGCUGCCACCCCGUCUGGGAGGUGAGGAGCGCCUCUGCCCGGCCGCCCCGUCUGGGAGGUGAGGAGCGUCUCUGCCCGGCCGCCCCGUCUGGGAGGUGAGGAGCGCCUCUGCCCGGCCGCCCUGUCUGGGAGGUGAGGAGCGCCUCUGCCCGGCCGCCCUGUCUGGGAGGUGUACCCAACAGCUCCGAAGAGACAGCGACCAUCGGGAGCGGGCCAUGAGGACGAUGGCGGUUUUGUUGAAAAGAAGGGGGGGAAGUGUGGGGAAAGGAAGGAGAGAUCAGAUUGUUGCUGUGUCUGUGUAGAAAGAGGUGGGCAUAGGAGACUCCAUUUUGUUCUGACUAGAAGAAAUUCUUCUGCCUUGGGAUGCUGUUGAUCUAUGGCCUUUCUCCCAGCCCCGUGCUCUCUGAAACAUGUACUGUGUCAACUCAGGGUUAAAUGGAUUAAGGGCAGUGCAAGAUGUGCUUUGUUAAACAGAUGCUUGAAGGCAGCAUGCUCUUUAAGAGUCAUCACCACUCCCUAAUCUCAAGUACCCAGGGGCACAAACACUGCAGAAGGCCGCAGGGACCUCUGCCUAGGAAAACCAGAGACCUUUGUUCAUGUGUUUAUCUCCUGACCUUCUCUCCAGUAUUAUCCUAUGACCCUCCCAUAUCCCCCUCUCCGAGAAACACCCAAGAAUGAUCAAUAAAUACUUCAUAAAUAAAAAAAACAAAAAAACAAAAAAACAAUCUGCAGUUUUUGACGUGGUGGCCAAUAAGCACAUGAACAGUUGAUCAACAUUGUUCACUCAUUAGAGAAAUGCAAAUUAAAGCCACCAUGAGAUAUCACUCAAACCUAUUAGAAUGGCUAAAAUAGAAAAUACUGACACAGCCUGGGCAACAUGGCAAAACCCAGUCUCUACCAAAAAAAUACAAAAAAAAAAAUAGGCAGCGAUGGUGGUGCAUGGCUGUGGUCCCAGCUACACAGUAGGCUGAGGUGGGAGGAUCACUUGAGCCUGGGAGGUGGAAGUUGAAGCAAGCCAAUAUUACACCACUGCACUCCAGCCUGGGUGACAGAGUGAGACCCCACCUCAGAAAAAAAAUAAAUACUGACAAUACCAAGGGGUGGCAGGGAUGCAGAGCAACUUCCUAGUGGAAUGCAAAAUAGUACAGACACUAGAGAAAACACUUUCAUAGUUUCUUAAAAAUGUAUAACAUACGAUGACCAUCCAACCAUGCAAUCCCUUUCCUGGGUAUUUCCUCUAGAGAAAUAAAAACUGCUAUUUACAAAAUUCCAUACACAAACAGUUAUAGUAGCAUUAUUUGUGAUGACAAAAAAUGACAACUAAAAUAUCCUUCGAUGGGUGAAUGAAUAAACAAACUAUGGUACAUCCAUACAACAGAAUGCUACUCAGGAAAACAACAACAACAGGUAUUAGUACACCCAACAACUUCGACGAAUCUCAGAGGCUUCAUGCUGAUAGAAACCAGCAUCUUAGUUCCUUCUGGCUGCAGUAACAAAAUACCAUAAACUGAGUAGGUUAUAAAAAACAGAAAUUUAUUUCUCACAGUUCAGGAAGCUGGCAAGUUCAAGAUCAGGAAGUCAACAGAUGUUGGUGUCUGGUGGUUCAAUGAAGGUACCUUCUCCCUGUGUCCUCACAUGAUGGGAGGGGGAGACAGGCUAGGCUCUCUGCGGUCUCUUAUAAGGGCACUUACAAGCCCCAGUCAUGAGGGCUCCACUUUCAUGAACUAAUCACCUCCCAAAGGCUCCGCCUCCUAGUAGCACCACCUUGUGGUUUAGAAUUUCAACAUAUGAAUUUGGAGGACACACAAAGAUUCAGACCAUGGCAGCCACCUUAAAAGUUUUCAUACUGUAUGAUUCCAUUUAAGAACUAGGGGUAGGAAAGAAUGUGACUAUAAAGGAUUAGCACAAGAAAGUUUUUUGGGGUAAUGAAACUGUUCUGUAUUCUGAUUGUGGAGGUGUUUACAUAAAUCUAUUAAAAUUUAGAAAUUUGCAGAACAUUAUACUCCUCCCAAAUCAAUUUUACUCUAUGAUUUAAAAAAAAAAAAACCCUCAACCGGGAACGGUGGCUCACACCUAUAGUCACAACACUUUGGGAGGCCAAGGCAGAUGGAUCACCUGAGGUUAGGAGUUCGAGACCAGCCUGGCCAACAUGGCAAACCCCGUCUCUAUUAAACAUACAAAAAUUAGCCAGGCGUGGUGGCAGACGCCUGUAAUCCCAGCUACUCAGGAGGCUGAGACAGGAGAAUCACUUGAACCAGGGAGAUGAAGGUUGCAGUGAGCCAAGAUCACGCCACUGCAUUCCAGCCUGGGCAACAGAGCGAGACGCCAUCUCAAAAAAACAAAAAACAAAACAAAACACUUGAGAGGUAAUUUCAAGUUUGGAUUAGAGAGAAGUACAGAGCAGGAGACACGGAUACUGACCAAGACACAACUACAAUUAAGGACUAGAGGUAACACAGUGGGUAGCUAGGUGUGGUGGUGCUUGCCUGUAAUCCCAGCUACUUGGGAGGCUCAGGCAUGAGAAUCACUUGGACCCGCAAGGCAGAGACUGCAGUAAGCCAAGAUCGCACCAGGGCACUCCAGCCUGGGCAACAGAGUGAAACCCUGUCUCAAAAAUAAAUAAAUAAAUAAAUAAAUAAAUAAAUAAAUAAAUAAAUAAUCUUGCCAUUA
Molecule: messenger RNA, 6195 nt
Organism: Pongo pygmaeus (Bornean orangutan)
Lineage: Eukaryota; Metazoa; Chordata; Mammalia; Primates; Hominidae
Product: general transcription factor II-I repeat domain-containing protein 1-like
Exons: 7
Coding region: 223-588 (121 amino acids)
Cellular component (GO): nucleus
Molecular function (GO): DNA-binding transcription factor activity
Source: RefSeq, a predicted model, not a curated record